Geodia barretti is the source of this 285-nucleotide messenger RNA. The record is from the annotation of a GenBank genome assembly. NCBI's taxonomy places the organism in Eukaryota, Metazoa, Porifera, Demospongiae, Tetractinellida, Geodiidae.
CAGGUAACGUUUCUGCUCUUCUGCAGUCUCCAUUCCAAUCCCUCCCUGUCUGUCUCAGUCUUCACAUCCCAUACAGGGACUCCAAGGCAGUCCAAGCUCACGUACAUCCUGAAGCAGUCCCUGGGUGGAAACGCCAGGACCACAAUUAUCUGCACAGUUAGCAGAUAGCAGAUAUAAGCGAGACUGAGCUGACCCUCAAAUUCGCUUCAUCAGUAAAGAGAGUUAUAAACAGGCCAGUAAAGUGAACAAACUAAUUGAAAGUGAGGAAACACUGAGAAAAAAGUG